Messenger RNA from Aspergillus clavatus NRRL 1, 567 nucleotides. RefSeq names its product fungal specific transcription factor domain-containing protein. The record is from RefSeq and is a predicted model, not a curated record. Lineage: Eukaryota; Fungi; Ascomycota; Eurotiomycetes; Eurotiales; Aspergillaceae. Bases 1 to 567 code for a protein of 188 amino acids. The transcript is spliced from 2 exons.
AUGUCUGUUGCGCGUCCCAUCAUGCAGGACCUGACUACAUGGCAGGCAAAUCUACCACCCUCCCUUGUGAUUGAACACCGAGCCACCACCGAGCCACCGACGUCCGACGCCUCGGCUUCGCUACACAUUGCCUAUCAAUCCGUUAAAAUCCUUGUACUUCGCGCACUACUGCGCCCUUUCAGAAUACCUGGCCAUGGAGAGCAAACUCCCGAAUGGCAAGCCGCAAAGGCACAUGUUCUCAAGGCCGCAUCCGCCGAAACAGAAGCUGCGCUGAGCGUAGUUUCUUCCUUUAGUCCUGUACACUACCAAGCUUUCUGGGCACCUUGGUCGAAAACCGGAUUUGCAUUGAUAACGAAUCUCCUUUUCUCCCUCGCCAUCAUGGUGCACCAGGAGCGUAAAUCGCAGGAUGGCUCGUCCAAUGAAUAUAUGAAAGCUAGAGAAGCGCUGGAUCGUGCAAGGAUAAUUUUCCGGUUACAUGCUAAGAGUUUAGACAUGAUUCAAUUUGCUCUUCUCCGUAUCGAUGCAGUUUUUUGGAUUGGCUGGGAGAAGGUCUUGGGCUUCCAAUAA